AUGAAGCUGCCGAUUGGCCAUAGCGUCGCGUCUCAGCGGCCCACCCAGAGCUCUGGAAAGCUAGCAGACGACCCAAACGAUCCCAUAUCACAUGCUUGUGCCUAUAUUUCCCUCGUGCCACAAGCCCUCCUCGUGGUCUACGUGACCCUGCUCUGGGCAACCCGCGAGGCCGAAGUCUUCCUGACCUUCGCCGGCCAGCUGGGCUGCGAGCUGGUCAACUACAUCUUAAAGCACCUCAUCAAGGAGGAGCGUCCCCUCCGCAAAUGGGUAUUAUCCGAAAAUUUAUCCGAAGAUCGCGCCGUAGGCAGCGGCUAUGGCAUGCCCAGCUCGCACGCCCAAUUCGUGUUCUACUGGGCCUUCUCUGUCACCCUCUUCCUCAUGGUGCGCCACAACCCGAGCAGAUUGCAUCGCGUUGAGGGCAUCGCAGCGGCCGCUUCCGAGGAUAAGGACGGCGAGUGUGACAAUAACGAGCAAAGAUCUACCUCAUCAGAACCCCCUUCCCUCCGAACCAUCCAGCAAGCCUACCGUGCCGGCGGGCUCGCUGCCGCUAGUGCGUCCAUCGAAGCUUACUCCCACGGUCCCUGGACCCUGACCCAGCGCGUAAUCGUGAGCGUUGCUGCGUUCACCAUAGCAAUCUUGGUUUCCUGGAGCCGUGUGUACCUGAGCUAUCACACGCCGCGACAGGUAGUCGCUGGGGCUGUCGCGGGGACGGGGUGUGCCAUCGCCUGGUUCGCUGUGACGUACGUGCUACGCGAGACAGGCAUGUUGGCGUGGGCGCUGGAGUUGCCAGUUGCAAGGUGGCUGAGGAUCAGGGAUCUGGUUGUGGAGGAGGAUGUGUGUCAGCCAGGAUGGGAGGUUUGGGAGAGUAGGAGGAGAGUUACUAUGCAGAAGGAACGGGAGAGGGAAAGGAAUAAGAAGAAGGGGGAGUGA
Molecule: messenger RNA, 930 nt
Organism: Thermochaetoides thermophila DSM 1495
Lineage: Eukaryota; Fungi; Ascomycota; Sordariomycetes; Sordariales; Chaetomiaceae
Product: dolichyldiphosphatase-like protein
Exons: 2
Coding region: 1-930 (309 amino acids)
Biological process (GO): lipid biosynthetic process; protein N-linked glycosylation
Cellular component (GO): endoplasmic reticulum membrane; intracellular membrane-bounded organelle
Molecular function (GO): dolichyldiphosphatase activity
Source: RefSeq, a predicted model, not a curated record